Molecule: messenger RNA, 5990 nt
Organism: Spirometra erinaceieuropaei
Lineage: Eukaryota; Metazoa; Platyhelminthes; Cestoda; Diphyllobothriidea; Diphyllobothriidae
Source: the annotation of a GenBank genome assembly
CAUGACAAUCAAAUUGUUUCGCUGUUUCAUAUUUUUGCGAUUUGAAUAUGGGCAAACGUUUCAGUCGCUAAAAUACACGCAUAUCGUGAAAUCUCGCGCUGAAAACACUCCCUCCCCACCUUGGAGCUCGUAGACCUGAGACUGCCAAUUCUGCUCGCAUGUAUACCAAAACCUACGUUUCUACAGGGUCACAAUGUGUUGGCUCAUUAGUCAUCCGUUUCAUCUGCAUAAAUAGGCGCUACCUCCUCUUUUUAUGCGCUCGAUUAAUCAGCCUCUGUUAAUCCGCCUAUAAGUCUUCUAAUCACCCAACUGGACUUAUGCGCCUCCUUGACACUCCUUCUAGAUUACAAUCCUGAUCGUAAGUAAACACUCAAUUGCGAAUUUAAUGCCCCAAUUUCACUAAUAUGCUCACAGUCCCCAUGCAUUCUUCCAAGUUGGUAGCCCAAAUGCAAUUGUUCUUCCUCACUCAUCACCAUCUGUCAAAACUGCAUCAUUAGCUCAACAAUGCCAUCCAUAUAUUUCCUUCAUUAUUCAUUUUUGUCGGUCACGAUCAAUAGAAGCUUUAUCUUAUUUUUGGGCCUUGUGUUUCAUCUGCAAGUCGCAUGUGAAAUCUUGUGUCCUUCAUCCGUGAGCCCGGGUAUCACUACUCUUAUUGUGGGCCUUCAGUCAAUGCGAAAUUGCCCAAACAACCACGAAUUCCACUGUGAAUUUGUAACAACCCGCAUGCUAGGAGAGCUGAGCAAUCAGGACUGCUCACAUAGUCCGCCAAUGCUGCCCGUAUGCAGUCGUACCCUUAAAAUCAUACAUCCAUCCUACGCAUGUCCAAGCGUUAGUAACUUAUUGAAACAAGAAACCGCAACAGAUGUCCCAAUAACCUGAGCGUCAUGUCCAGCAAACAUGCAAUCGAUUAGGGGUGCAUUGAACUCUCCCAUGAAUAAGAACUCUGAAAGGAUAGAUAAUCUCUCCGGGUUCUCUAUGAGACGGGCGACCGCCGCGGAAUCACUUCUCUACAAUCGGUAGACUAUCAGGACAGAUUGUUGUAGAUAACCAAUAUUCCGUUCUCCUUCGCUGAGUUCCCUCCUCAGCUAUAGAAGUAGAACAUGACGUCUCGGCCUCACUGCUGGCGAGUAAUCCGAUUGAAAAAAGCGGAGGUUGAUGCAUUUGAUGCUAAAGCGCUGAGAGAGAAUCAACGCAAAAUGUUACUUACAGGCCAGGACAACUUUGAGUGUACGGGGGCGUAUUGAUGCUGGCUGAUUGUUUGAACUCCAAUGACCUCUACGCGGAAUACCUCAAUAUACAGCGCGUGACCGAUCUCAUGAAAUGUUGGCCGAACUUCUGAAAUGCGUUUUCGACAAGGAAGGAUUAAUAAGAUGGCGUUUUAAUAUUAAUUAUCAUGUUGCAUGAUCCUGUAUUAUUUCGGACUCGCCCUGAUGUCGACAUUUGAAAGCUCUUCUUUCUUAUCUCUCGCAGAAACCGAACUCGGUAUAAAAUGUCUACUGAUAUGGCAUGCAUUUUUCACACCUAUUGUGGAUGGACAUACUAAUUGAAAUAUAUUUUAUAUAAGGCAUGCACAAUGAUAUGCUUUCUUUUACAUGUUUGUUAGAGAAUCACAUUUUGUUUCUAUUUUAUGCCCGAAAAAGUGCAUCAUGAGAAUUUGAAAACAUUUUCCAAUUCCCGAAUAAUUUUGAGCCUCCUUAGUCGUGGCAUUAGCGUUUAGCGAUUCCACUCUACAAGCUGCAUGCGUUCCGCGUAAGGAAACUUAUAUAUUCCUCUAUGUCUUUCAGAAAAUACUGCAUAGAGUUCAUAAAAUUUUGCAAUGGAUACGGGCUAUGUUGUAAACUUCAAGAGGAACUUUGGUAAACGUGCAAGUGCCAUGCUAUAUAUAUAGACAUCGCAAAGUCAUAUAAACCUCAUAGUAAGAAACAUUUUCAAUUCCGAAAAAUAACUUUUCCUAAGGCAUAAAAUAUAAAGACAAUUUGCGUUUCUACCAAACAAGUUUAAGAAAGCAUAUUAUUGUGCAUCAUUUCUAUAAAAUAUAUCAGAAUAUGUAUGACCAUCCAACAUAGGUGUGAAAAUGCAUGCUACAUACGUAGUCAUUUUUUGCCGAGUCCGGAUUCUGUGAGCGAACAGAAAGACGUGCAUUCAAAAGCCUACAUCCUGUCGAUUCCGAAAUACUAUAGGAUUAGGAUACAUGAAAGUUAAUAUUACAAAGCCACCUUAUUAAUCCUUCCUAGUCGAAAACGCAUUCCGAAAUUUCGGCCAACAUUUAAUGAGAUCGGUCACGCACUGCAUGCAUGGGAUGGGCAAUUGAAGAUUGAAGGAUUAUUCCUCUUAGUAUAAUCAUUAGAACUGAUUUCACGCCCACAAAAUCGCCCAAAGUAGUGUGUGUCAGGCUCCAGGAGACUAAAUACCUAAAUAUUACUGUUAGGUCCUUGUUAACACAUUCAGUGCUAACCUAGGCUUACGAGGCAGAAUUUCUACUCAUUCUGGCUAAUCAGCCUGCCAUGCCCGUAUGUGGUCGAAUCCCUUGAAAUCAUAUAUUCAUCCAACGCAUAUCCAAGAGUUAGCAUCUUACUCGGAGACAAAACCACAAGAGACGCCUCAAUCUUCGUUUCUGUUUAAACGCACACACUACAAUAAUCAAGCCGGCAACGCAAGUGAUUUCCGUCAAGACAAAAAACUGGUCAUUGGGAGAGCCUGUCAGGGACCACUCGUAAACACGACACUCACGAAAUGUGAAUUUUCUAGCAGCGCGCCUUUGACCAUCUCUACUCGACUUCUUUAUGCAGUCGUUCAACACUUGAUGCAGGGACGCACAGGCAUUCACUUCUCAACUCAUUUUACUAAUGCCUAUGUAUUAUUGUCAUGUUUUGGGUGCAUGCACGCAUUAAUCUGAGGGCUCUUUCUGGCAUCCCAAAGGCAUGUCAUUCGUCAUUCAUCAAAAUCUGCCAAUGCUACGUGUUUUCCUCAACAAUUCCGUCCAUAUACUUCCUUGAUUAUUCCUUCUGUCUGGAGGUCACGGACAACAGACGCAUUGUCUUAUUCCUGAGCCUUGUCAUUCACCUGCGAGUCGCAUGUGCACAUGCAUUGUGUCCGUCAUCCGUCAGCCUGGACAUUAUUGUCCCAUCUGUGGGUGUUCUUGCUUAUAGCAUUCUGUCUGCAAAAACUUUGUGCAGCUUUCGGUCAAUUGUCACUUCAAUGCGUGGAAACUUCACAUUCAGCCGCUUGCACGUACUGUACAAAUUGCCAACGUCGAUGAUUGGAUAUGUUGCUUGGGCCAUUUGGAUCUAAUCCUUUGGGCGUCCGAAAUAGAACCUCUCGCGGUCAUUUACCUUACAUAUUCAAAUAUUACCGUAGGGUUCUUGUGCACACAUUCAGCGCUAACCUUGUCUCACGAGGCAACUUUUCUAUUCAUUCUAACUCCUCAGUCUGCUUUACGUUUUGUGUUGCCAAGGUGAACAUUGGGACGUGCAAUUUAGAUGUGCCUGCCAGCAGUUUGAAAAUGCCACAUUAGAAAUGCUGCAGCCAAUCAAUAUUAAAGGCGUCAGAAUUCUUCUCACAAUCGCCAAAGCUAAAACAGGGUUCUCAAGUAAACGCCAGAAAGUGCAUCGAACCACGACUCACUUGCCUGUGCAACUAUCCUCAAGUUGGGCGUUUAAACUCUGGAGAAUUUCAUUGAUGGGUCUUUCCUUACUCAAGGAAUUAUUCAACCUUCGUUUAGAGAGGGAAGAAUAUUCUCUACAUUAGGCACGAGAAGAUCUCACUGCGAAAUUCCGCGUAUCAUAGGUUUGAGGCAUGCGUCAGGCAGGGAUCAUGUUUCCAGUUUAGUUCAGUGCGGUCUGUAUGAUGUGUCCGUUGGUAUGCGAAAGACCGCCUAAAUACUGAGGCAUAAGCAGUAGGGCGGGAGUGAAACAGCUACUGUUAUUAUGGUGUUUAAGGAAGACGAUCGAUUGUAGGUAGGCUGGAAAAUGGCAGCACAGUCACAUCCCAGUCCAGCAGCCAACCAUGCAGCGACAUUAUUGGAAAUUAAACACUUUCCGAAUUUCAGCCGUCGUACAGGACUUGACGACGACGACGACGACCAGACAAGCACCAGUAACGACAUCAAGGACUGAGCAUGCAUCAACAACUACCACAGGACCACCAACACGAGUUGGUAUGUUUUCAUCAAUGCCAAAACGCAAUUUUGACCAUCAACUGAAACCGGUGUACACAGUUCCAAUAGCUUAACGUACUAAUUUUGCAGUACUUUAAAGCAAAAGUUCAUGAUCCUUGUCUAGUGCAGACUCGAUUGCGCAAUGUAUUCGGUCAUGUCAGUAGCAGUGUCUCCCCUUGAUUAUUUCGGAAUUGUUUUUUCGAUAGAUAUGGAGCGGCUCAUCCUGUCAUGCAAAUGUGCUUCCUUCCCAAUGUAUGUUGUCUAUGAAAGCAAGCAGUACUGUGACAUACGGUCAUGUUGCAUCACGCCUCCAACCGUAAAUUGGGCACAUCCUGAAGGCGGGCAAAUUGACCAAAGUUAUGAAUUGCACAGUAUAGGAGACUGUGCACAGCGCAAAUAAUGUGUGAAUUCAGGAGGGUUCUCCUUGUUAUACUGGUUUUUGACAGCGUAAUUGAUGCGUCAUUAGCGGGUCUGUUUUUGGGGUCAGUAUCAGUCUGUAUAUUUGGAGUAAACGACAAAAGCUCUGAAAACUCUAUGUGGAGGGUACAGAUGUAAGGGAAAAUAGUUAAAUGGCAAAACUGUUGCUUGCAGUUUAAGUAAGGAGAAUUCAUAACUCUAAAAAGGAUUCAUAAAGGCGAAAGGAUUAUGGUAUUCGCGAAAUAAUGGCGAAAAACUUUGUUCGCCGCAUUCGGACUGUGAAAAUUUCCAUAUGGUCUACGUUUGACGUACAAAAAGGAUCUGUUGAAAUCCUGUUAGUCGUAUAUUUGUAGUCAUUUCAGUAAUCUGUUAGAUUAGGCUUCGGCAGUUCGGGUUGCCUUUCAACAGGUGAGUAUCCAGUUGUCUCUUAAACACGUUCACGGUAGGUGAAUUAACAACAUACUCCGACAGAGAGUGCCAUUGACGAAUGACCCUCUGUGAGAAAAAGUAUGAACGUUGAUUUGUGGGGCACAGUUCCCUUUUAAGCUGGUAGUCAUGUCGUCUGAGAUUAGACUUGGGUGCCAUUACAAAAAACGUUUCCCAAUCGACAUCCAUAUUAAGUCCUUUUACCAACUGGAACGUUGCUAUGAGGUCAGCUCUGUCCUGCCUGUAGUGGAGGGGAUAGAGGUUCAUGGCCGUCAGGCGCUGCUCGUACGUGUAAUUUUUGAGGCCUUGAACAAACUUUGUAGCAUGCCGUUGUACACCUUCAAGGAUAUCUAUAUCCUUCCGAAGCUACGGCAGCCAAGCCUGUACCGCAUAUUCCAGGGGUGGCCGCAAAAAUGUCCCGUCUACUUGACCAAAGACAUCUUUAUUCAAGUGAAUAAACGUUCUGCGUAUCGCGUUCAUAACUGAUAUUGCUCGCGCAGCGACUUUAGAAGACUGCGUGGUGUUCUAAAGUCGCUGCGGGAUGAUGGAUGUCACCGAGACCCCAGCGUAAUUUUUCAGUCAGGAUUUCAUACAGGGAAGAGAUGCGGGCAGGUUGAAUGCAAUUAGGACACUCUGGUAAUAAUCAGACCAGCAUUCAACGCGAGAUCGUACGCAUACCUUAAAAAUGGCAGCAGUCCCCAUCGCUCACAUCGCCAGUCUCGUAUUCAAUUCAUGAAUGGAAAGGCUGCCUCACUCUGUGAAUGCCCCGAGAAUCCCUCAGGCUUGAUUUCGUCCACACCACUUCCUAGCUUGUGAUUCAUGUGGAGACGAGGGUCAUCAGACUUGUCUGCGUAAACAGAUACAAACUUUGUAUUCCCAGAAAUUAGCAUUUGUUUACCCCAUAUAUGGUCUUCUAUCACACAAUUCGGUCUAUGUACAUCCUCAAAUUUCCCUUUUAGUGAAUGAUGAUGAGGAUGGUGAAUGUAAGUGA